AUGGAAGGUUGUAAGGCAGUUAAAACUCCUAUUGGUGCUCAUUUCAAGUUAUCUCUUCAAGAUUCACCUAAGACAGAACAUGAAGAAAGGUACAUGAGUUCAGUUCCUUAUGCUAAUGUUGUGGGUAGUAUGAUGUAUCUGAUGGUCUGCACUAGACCAGAUUUGGCAUAUGCAGUCAGUGUUGUGAGUAGAUACUUGUCUUGUCCUGGUAAAAAUCACUGGGAAGCUGUGAAGUGGAUCCUGAGGUAUUUGAAGGGAACUCAGGAUUGGGGUUUAGUAUUUGGGGAUAAUGCUAGUGAUCAAGAAAGGGUGGUGGGCUUUGUUGAUGCUGAUUUUGCUAAAGAUCCUGAUAAGGGUAGAUUAGUCACUGGAUAUAUGUUCAAAAUACUUGGUAAUGUGGUGAGCUGGAAAUCACAGUUGCAGCACAUAGUAGCUUUGUCAACAACAGAGUCUGAAUAUGUGGCAUUAACUCUGAAGCUGUGA
Molecule: messenger RNA, 483 nt
Organism: Helianthus annuus (common sunflower)
Lineage: Eukaryota; Viridiplantae; Streptophyta; Magnoliopsida; Asterales; Asteraceae
Product: secreted RxLR effector protein 161-like
Exons: 1
Coding region: 1-483 (160 amino acids)
Source: RefSeq, a predicted model, not a curated record